CCCUCCUCCCUCCUCCCUCUCUCGCACACACACCCCCGCUUGGGCCUCCUCUCUCUCUCUCUCUCUCCGGCUCCAUUUUCUCCGCCGCCGGGGGCCGGGGUCUCCUGUGGGGGCCCAGCCGGUACCCCAGGCCUCCCUUCAGUGCCGGGGUGAACCCCCGGGGAGCUGGGAGCCGGGGAGACGGGCGGGGGUUGGGGCGGAGGGAGCAGCGGCCCCGGCGAGUUUGGGGGGGAAGUAACCAGGCGGGGGGAGGGGCGGAGCAGGGAGGGGGCCUCAGGGCCCCCCCCCAGCUAUGGACGAGCGGCUGCUGGGGCCGCCCCCUCCAGGCGGGGGCCGCGGGGGCCUGGCAUUGGUGGGUGGGGAGCCUGGGGGCCCUGGCGAGCCUCCCGGUGGCGGAGACCCCGGUGGGGGUAGCGGGGGGGUCCCGGGAGGCCGAGGGAAGCAAGACAUCGGGGACAUUCUGCAGCAGAUAAUGACCAUCACCGACCAGAGCCUGGACGAGGCCCAGGCCAAGAAACACGCCCUAAACUGCCACCGAAUGAAACCUGCUCUCUUUAGCGUCCUGUGUGAAAUCAAGGAGAAAACCGGCCUCAGCAUCCGAAGCUCCCAAGAGGAGGAGCCGGUGGACCCACAGCUGAUGCGCUUGGACAACAUGCUUCUGGCAGAGGGUGUGGCUGGGCCCGAGAAAGGGGGGGGCUCAGCAGCAGCCGCUGCAGCCGCUGCGGCCUCUGGGGGCGGCGUGUCCCCUGACAACUCCAUCGAACACUCGGACUAUCGCAGCAAACUUGCCCAGAUCCGCCACAUCUACCACUCAGAGCUGGAGAAGUAUGAGCAGGCAUGUAAUGAGUUCACGACCCAUGUCAUGAACCUGCUGCGGGAGCAGAGCCGCACGCGGCCCGUGGCACCCAAGGAGAUGGAGCGCAUGGUCAGCAUCAUCCACCGCAAGUUCAGCGCCAUCCAGAUGCAGCUUAAGCAGAGCACCUGUGAAGCCGUCAUGAUCCUGCGUUCCCGCUUCCUGGAUGCCAGACGGAAACGCCGUAACUUCAGCAAACAGGCCACUGAAGUCCUCAACGAGUACUUCUACUCACACCUGAGCAACCCAUACCCUAGCGAGGAGGCCAAGGAGGAGCUGGCCAAGAAGUGCGGCAUCACCGUCUCUCAGGUCUCCAACUGGUUUGGCAACAAGCGGAUUCGCUAUAAGAAAAAUAUUGGGAAGUUCCAAGAGGAGGCAAACAUAUAUGCUGUCAAGACCGCCGUGUCAGUCACCCAGGGUGGCCACAGCCGCACCAGCUCCCCGACACCCCCUUCCUCUGCAGGUUCUGGCGGCUCCUUCAAUCUCUCAGGAUCCGGAGACAUGUUUCUGGGGAUGCCCGGGCUCAAUGGAGAUUCCUAUUCUGCUUCCCAGGUGGAAUCACUCCGACACUCGAUGGGGCCUGGGGGCUACGGGGAUAACCUCGGGGGAGGCCAGAUGUACAGCCCUCGGGAAAUGAGGGCAAAUGGCGGCUGGCAGGAGGCCGUGACCCCAUCCUCAGUGACAUCCCCAACGGAGGGACCAGGGAGUGUUCACUCCGACACCUCCAACUGAUCUCGCCCCUCAGGGUCACGGGGUGGGGCUGUCACCAGGCGACUCGGGAAGAGGACGUGGGCAUCCGGAGGACAAACCCCAAACACAGGAGAAGCACAAGACAGAGAAGGGCAGAUGGGGUUGUCCCCUCCCAACAAGACUGAGUGCUGGGGGUGCUGACCACGAGGCAGGGAGAAUGGGGCCCCUGAUGGGAAAGUGGGGUCUCCCCGAUUUCUCCUCUUCUCUUUUUUUCUCUCCCUCUUUCAUACACAGAAACCUAUUUUUCAGACCCCUUUUUCUCCUUCCUCCCACCUUUCUCUCUCUCUCUCAUACACCCACAUUCAACUAUUCUGUUUCUCUGAGCCACACCUCCCUCGCCCCACUUUCCCUUUUUCCCCACCCCACUUAUAUGCUCUGGAAUCUGUGGAGACGCCAGCCCUGCCCAACCAGAGAUGCCAAAAAUGGGGACACGACUGGACAGAGGACAUGGGCCACGCCCCCCGUGCAUCCCCACCCUGCCCCUCCAGACGGCUUUAUUACCUCAUACGCAGCUCAUCUUAAACCAAUAGAAUCGCUCGGUGGAAGAGUGUCUGACUCAGAUAUCUACCUCGGAGGGAGUUUCUGCUACUUUAGGGAAUUCUUGACUGGGCUUUGGGGUUGGACUUUUUUUUUUUUUUUUUAAGGAAAGAAUAAGAAGCCCUGGGAUCCAUCUGUAAUUUUUUUUUGUUUCUGAUAUUUUGGUUUGUUGGUGUUGUUGGUUCUUAAUUUUUAAUUUAGUUUGGGGAAGUAGGUUUUUUAUAUAUAUAAAGAUAUAUUCCUUUUUUUAAUUUUAUUUCUCACUUUCCUAUAUUAGGGGUGAUAGCAGCCAAAGGGGUUCUGGUAAGAGAAAAGGGAACAAGCAGAAUUGGUGAAAGGGCCCCCCGUGCCAGGCCUGGCCAUCCAGAAGGGAGUUUUGCAGGGCACUGCAGUGCUGCGUGCUGGUGCAAGCGGGUCGCUGGUGCUUCCGGUUUGAGGCACUGAGGUGUGGGCCCUGCUGUCCUCCUUACCUCCUUCCCACAACCCCUGGGCAGGUCUGGACUCAGUGAUUUUGAGGCAUUUGAAGAUGCCACCUUCCCUUAGAUGCAUCUUUAAUUAAAAAAAAAAAAAAACUAUUUGCAAAUUGGAGGUGAACGAAUCUGGGAGGGGGUUAUUACCAAAUAUGUUAGAUAUGGGUUGGGGUGCUUAUAUGUGUAUCUCCCUCAGUUUCCCCAGAAAUGUAUCUUUUUUGUUUCUCAUGCCAAAAUCAAGGGGGUGGGGAGAGGAGGGAGGUUGCAAAAAGCCAGGUAUGGGGGGGAAGUAGAAUCAGCACUGUCCCGUCCUUGGCCCUGAACCCUACCACGUGAUCCCCUCAGACAUCCUCAGGAUUUGACAAAACUGUCAGUGGGAACGUCUCCCGUCAAGGAACUGGGCAGAACUGUGGGGCAGGCUGGGAGUGUGAUGGGUGGGGGUGGGAAGCACGGGCCGGGGGCAGUUCUCUCCUCACUUGUAAACUUGUAGUUUCACAGAAAAAAAGACAAAAAAGCCACGCAAUUUUAAAUAAAGAAAUUUCUUUUUUCCCUGGG
Oryctolagus cuniculus (rabbit) is the source of this 3165-nucleotide messenger RNA. The record is from RefSeq and is a predicted model, not a curated record. Lineage: Eukaryota; Metazoa; Chordata; Mammalia; Lagomorpha; Leporidae.